Messenger RNA from Paraphaeosphaeria sporulosa, 1482 nucleotides. RefSeq lists its product as uncharacterized. NCBI's taxonomy places the organism in Eukaryota, Fungi, Ascomycota, Dothideomycetes, Pleosporales, Didymosphaeriaceae. The record is from RefSeq and is a predicted model, not a curated record. Bases 364 to 1221 code for a protein of 285 amino acids. The transcript has 3 exons.
UGUCCCUUGUGGAAUGCUCUGCGAGAGCCAUGGCUCCUAAGCUGCUGGGACGCAGCGCGCGCGGACAGCCUACAUGCCGCAGCGAUCGACGCCAUGGAGCACAAUUGACGCGGAUUUGCACUUGCGGGAGAGGAUGUGAAGGAGCGUCGGGUUGUUGAAGAAUGUCGGAGCUUGUUGAGGAAAAGCACAGACCCGUCGCGUUGGGCGGUCCGAAAAAUAGUGGCUUGACAUUUCACAUAGAGCUCGAGAACAUGCACUAGCUGCAGGUACUCUGGUCGCCGGUUGUCCUGCAUUUUCCAGGCGCAUAUUCCAGGUACUUCAAUUGAGGUCGUCCGACCGAGACUCUAUCUGAUCGCUGCCACUAUGGCCGCCUGUGCUCGGGGAGUGACCAGCUUCCUCCACCCGCAAACGUUUCGCCUCCCCUCUACUGUCCGAGCGACGCUCCUCAACACUCGAUUGCAGGCCACUCGGGCACACCAUCCUACUCGAAACUUCUCUGCGUCAAUAAUACACCGCUAUGCCGCGCCUCCUCGCACUUCCACAUGGGCCUACAUGCAACAUGAUCCCGUCCUUCGGUCGGUACACCAAACGAGGGAGCCCGUCCUCCUCUACAAGGAACCCCCACGCCAGAAAUACCUUGCCAGAGUAUACUCAUGGGCUACAAUCACGACCGGCAUAGGCCUAUACAACUUCUACUGGGUUUCCGCACUUCCACCAGGCCUAAGCUUCUUCGUCGCACCCACGUACGUCGUCAUAGGCAUAGCGUUCAGCGCCAUUGGCAUACACCUCUAUCAGCGCCCCGUGCGACGGCUUGCCACGCUCGAGUUGGUUCCCGGAUAUAGGGGUGGUCGCUUGCAGCUGCGACUCACAGGCAAGAAAGAGCCUUGGUCGAAGGAUGAAGUGAUCGACACCGACAUCUUCAACGCGACCAUCAGCGAGAAGACGAGGCCGAUGUUGGAGGAAAUGGUCGAGGCAGAGCGAGCAAGACGCCAGAACAUCACGGAGGGCUUAGAGGGCUACAAUAUUUUCGCAAAAACAUGGGAAAUCAUGGCGCGUUGGGUGGAGCAGAAGUGGACAAGCUUCUUCUUGAGGUUCAAGUUUGCGGUGCUGCAAUUUGGAAUUAUACAUAUCGAGGUUGAUGGUGUCAAGUGGAAGAUUGACUGCGAGGGGUACCUCCUUGAGCAUGGAGCAGCUGUUGAUCGCAUUCUGCCCGUUGACUAGCCGGUCGACUGUCAAAUUUUGCCUGGUUGUGCCGAUAUCAAACAGAUGGGUGUUUGAACAAUCGGCGAUUGUUUGUCUGUAUAGUAUAAGUCUUUUGUAGAAUUGUGUAUGAUAUCGAGGCCUGCAAAACUCGGCCGGAGUAGCAGGACUGUGCAUAGUGCUUGAGGGCGAGAGGACUUCAGAUGAGGCAGAUGAAUGGCCUGUAAGACAUACACCGUAGGUAAAGGUGUACAAGCAUUAACUUAUUCGUGGGCUCAUUUC